CCUGGCGUGAGUUCGCGCGAGCGCGUCGCAUCGAGAGUCGCGCGAAUCUACACCGUCGGAAGCACGUUUUGUUGAAUCUUGCAGCCGAGAUUUAAUAGCGUGUCCUAUAGAUUCGUUCCCCUCCCCUCCGGAUCUCGUUUUCGCUAUCGCCUUUCUCUGGUUCCUUCUCGCCAUCCGCGCUCACGCACGCGGGACAUUAUGCUCGCGGCCGACGAUAGAAACGGCGUCCUUAUCAACGGUGAGGCUGCGAGCGAGUCCCGAUCAGCUGGCCGCCCGGAGAGCCUUUGACACCCUGGUGGUCAGACGGAACCUUUUAACGCGACACCACCACCAGUGGGAUCCAGUCGAUCGUAGGAGCGACUUGCGUCUUCGGAAGGUGCAACCGGGAACAUCUUUAUCCCCACCUCUCUCGCCUUCCUGCUUUCACAGCCUCUCGCAUCUCGUAUCCCGACCUAAAUCUCAUAGAUCUCAUUGUUCACACGGAUCUCUCACCCUCCCGUGCGAGAACUAUUCUCGCGAAUGGAGUGUCGAUCGUGAUCUCGCAAGUGUGAAUUUUCUCGGUGCAAAAUAAGAUCUCUUUCUCCCCGCUCAUCCUCCCGUCUCCCCCUCGUCUUUCUGUCUGUCUCCUCGGAAACAAAUUGUCUCCACCUCUUCUUUUCAUUUGGCGCCGCCGGGAAUCUCGAUAGCGCUUGGAAUCGAAUUCGAGAGUUCUCCGCGGGGGAGAGAUGGAAGCCGCCGUCGGUUUGAACCAGACGCGGGGUUCGACACCGAUGCGACAGCGGUGAGCGGGACAAUGCGCCAUUAAGAACGACCGUAAAGCUACGAAAGGGCAUCGAGAAAGAGAAAGAGGGAGAGAAAGAGAGAGAGAGAAAUUAUGCCGGACAAAAAUCCCGGCUGCCGAAAUGGACACCGCGAAAACAAAGAUUUCCUUGCCGGCGAAAUAUCAUCCAUCGGCAUGUCGUUGCGGCCCAGCGGGAGCGCAUCCUCCGGCAUCUCGACCCUCGCGAGUUGCGGCGAGGUGGAUGCGCUACCCGAGCUGCCGGCGCAAGAUGAGGAACGUCUGCAGCGCGCUGCGCGUCUGCUGCAGCAGAGACUGGUGCUACGUCAAUGGCUGAUGGACCAUGGCCUACAUAAUUACUAUCAAAAGUUGAUGCAAAUGGAAGUUAUGUCCCUGGAGGAUGUAUACUGGGUGGAGGACAAUGCGGCACGGACGGCCCUUGGCAAGGAUCUACCACGGUGGACCCAGGCUAGGCAGACGUUACCUACUUCAAAAGAAGAUUUGGAAACUCUCAAAGCGGAUCUGUGGAGUGCCGUUGUAAAGAACAGCCAACACCAGGAUGCUUGGACAUGGGGCGGUAUGCUGGUAGUUUCCGUGUCGGUGGCAGGGCUGGUUACCCUGGCUGCUAUGACGCAGCCCGCUCUGGCACCCGAAGCGAAACACUCUCUUCUGCAGUACGUCACAGGGAAAUAUUUAUUGCCGAGUAACUGCCGCGUUCAUUUCGAGUGGGAAGAGCCUCAGCUGGUCGGCGAAACGAUGACUUUUACGGUUAAAUUUUAUCAGCGCAACGGUCAGCCAUACCCGAUAUGUGACAAGGAUAAUUUGAUCGUGGAGGUAACGGAGGAUACGCGCAGAGUAGCUACGCUAAUAGAACUAGGAGGCACCGACCCCUUAGCUGCAAAUACUGCAGUAGUAAAGUUUACUGUCCGCCAUGCGGGACAAUAUCGAAUAGCUGUACUUAUCGGAUCGUGUCACGUUCAUGGCAGCCCGUUUCUUAAGAAUUUUCUUCCUGGUCCACCAGAUCCAAACAAGACGGUCUUUGUACGACAAAGUUCUACGGUCGUUUGUACAGCUGGGAUAGCCCAUUCGAUGACAAUAGAGCCACGUGACGAAUAUGACAAUCUGUGCAUAUUUGGGCCUGGAGAGCAGCCUACAGAAGGUUAUAACGUCAAUAUUACCCAGAUCGGUAGCUUAGUAGAUAAAGGCUCGAUGGUAGACUGUAGUAUUCAACUCGAUUACGAUUCUUCAAACCAAAGAAUUCGUUUGAAAGUGAGCUUUCCGAAAGGCGGAUGCUAUCAUGCAACUGUUAGCUUGGCAGGAUUGCAGCUGCAUAAUGGGGAUUUCGAUAUCAUUGUGCUCGAGAAUUCUGUCGCGAGAAUGGUGCAUAAUAACGUAGCGUCCAAGGAUCCUGAUAUCUGUUAUGUCGCAAAGUUGCUGGGCAUGCAAGGAGAAAGAUUUUCUAAACCAAAGAAGGUCUUCUGCUUCAUCUCGCCUAAGCAGCUUACGAUUAAGGAGUAUUUAUUAAAAUUUAUUCCCAAAAGACUCGUGACAUUUAGACUGUGUCCGUCAACUAAGUUCCAUUUUGAAAAUUCGACUAAUCAGCACGAGGGAUACUACCCUUUUUCGAUAGACGACGGAUGUCAACCUCCGGUUGAACUGAUAUCUCUGUACCGUGAUAUAAUAGCCGCCACUUUCACCUUGUUUCUCUUGAAAAACAUCGGCGGCAGUGAAACGUUCGCUGACAAGCAAGACUUUUUCUAUCACGAAGUCCGCAAGCAUCACCAAAAGCAUUAUCACGAGAAACUCUCGAUGAAAGUGCAACGUGAUAAGCUUCUGGAAUCGUCUAUGAAAGCUACUAAAGGAUUUUCAGUGAGCGAUUGGUGUCGAAACUUUGAAAUCACUUUCCAAGGCGAACAAGGCGUUGAUUGGGGCGGCGUGCGACGUGAAUGGUUCGAAUUGAUAUGUGCCGCACUGUUCGAUCCGGGGAAUGGUUUAUUCGCGUCGUUUGGGGAAUCGCAACAGGCAUUGGUGCAUCCAAAUCCCAAACGACUGCCGCAUCUUAAAUUGAAGCACUAUGAGUUUGCCGGGCGUAUUGUAGGCAAAUGUCUGUACGAGUCAGCGCUUGGCGGCUCCUACCGUCAGUUAGUACGCGCGCGAUUCACCAGAUCAUUCCUUGCACAGAUUAUAGGACUUAGAGUGCAUUACAAGUACUUCGAACAAGAUGAUCCCGAUCUGUAUCUAAGUAAGGUGAAGUAUAUUCUCGAGAAUGACGUUGAAGAAAUGGAAUUGUACUUUGUUGAAGAAGAAUACGAUAAGGACGGACAAUUGUUGAAGGUGGCAGAAUUAAUUCCCGGUGGUAGUAAAGUGCGAGUGACCAAUGACACGAAGCUUCGUUACCUUGACGCGCUCGCUCAGCACCGACUUGCCAGUUCCAUCCGCAACGAAGUCGACCAUUUCUUGCGUGGUCUCAACGAACUAAUUCCCGACAACCUUUUAGGAAUAUUUGAUGAGAAUGAAUUAGAGUUGCUGCUGUGCGGAACCGGCGAGUACAGCGUGGCAGAUUUACGCGCGCAUCACAUAGCUAACGGAAGUUCCCCGGAAUUUCUCCGAGUGCUCGACUGGUUCUGGACGGCGGUGAGCAAUUUUACGCAGGAGGAGAUGGCACGAUUGCUCCAGUUUACCACGGGCUGCUCGCAAUUGCCGCCCGGUGGAUUUCAACAAUUAAGUCCUCGAUUUCAGAUUACGGCCGCACCAACGUUCGCUAAUUUGCCCACGGCACACACCUGCUUUAACCAACUCUGCUUACCUGAUUACGAGUGCUACGAUCACUUUGAACGAGCGUUGCUGUUGGCGAUCAGCGAGGGCACCGAAGGUUUCGGCAUGAUCUAGUCGAAAAACCGUAGGAUCCAUCAAACUUCUAGUCUGACUAGAACUGCUGAUCCAUUUAUGUAUCCAUUUUUUCUUCGAUAGAUGAAACUCGUCUUUGACGAUAAAGAAACUACGUUUUUUCAAUAAUAGAUCCUAUUACGAGUUUGUCCCAUAGUAUCUUCCUGCCGAUAACGUGGUCAGGAAGAGGGGAUAACUUUAUCGCACGUUUUGAUAUGUAGUCGAUUAGAAUUUUUGGAAUUACAUAUUUCUGUUUACGCCGAAGACUAUCAGGAACAAUCUAAUCUUCCGACGAUGUAGACGAUGCAAUUUCUACUCAGCCGCGGCGACGUUUUUAUAAAACGGAGGAUAUUCAGCAAGAGCAAUGUUACCUCAACAUCAGAAUUGCUCAAUAUUAUUGUAUCGAGAUUUAGCGUAGCCAAACUUACGGUAUAGAUUUUACGUGAACAUAAAGAGAAUCACAUUAACGCGUUCCUCGAACGACGAUGUAGCUAACGUCGCUGUACAAGGACGUACGAUUAAACAAAUCAAAAUACGCAUUCAUUUUCUUUUUGCAGUGUUGUUAUACGUACCGAGAUUGAUGUAUUUGAAUGAAGGGAUCACUGCAAUAGCAUUGAACAUUCCGUUAAUCAGUAUUGAAAUACAUUCUGUCACAGAGCAUGUGAUUUCAGGAAAAACUUAAGUACGAUGAAUAACGAGGCUAAGAUAUAUUGAAGCUUUGCGCUAGUCCAGUUUUUUUUUUACCCAUAAUAACAGCACAGGCGAUUAUACGGUACUUCCAACGUCGACGAUGGCGGAUGUAAUGUAAGCCAAUUAGUAUGUACAUCCAGUACAAAAUAUGAUUGUAUUCUGACACUACAUCUAUUUCUUAUCGACGCAAAAUACUCGCGAUAUAAUAAGCAUGAUUACCUAGUCAUAACAAAAUACUGCGAUCAUACUGUGAGCAUCGCAUUCUGGUAUACGUAUUUAUUUAAUCUGCAAUGACAUGUACUUAUAUUAAAUAGAGAAGGAAUAGUAUGAAACGUAGUAAUCGCCAUAGCAGACUAUUCGUUGCGAAAUAAUAAUGGACGAAUGGCCAACGAUCGUAACCGUAAUACUACGCCUCGCAAUAGCAAGAAAUUAACCGCCUCGCCAGAUUAUCUACCAUCAAAUAAUACUGACGGUAAUUUAUUUUUAUCAGUUUGUCAUUAUGUGAAGAAAAAGAAAUAUAGAUGAAAAAGGUAUAUAAUA
Vollenhovia emeryi is the source of this 4894-nucleotide messenger RNA. Its product is annotated as apoptosis-resistant E3 ubiquitin protein ligase 1. Gene Ontology annotation, biological process: proteasome-mediated ubiquitin-dependent protein catabolic process; positive regulation of protein catabolic process; negative regulation of apoptotic process. The transcript is spliced from 16 exons. NCBI's taxonomy places the organism in Eukaryota, Metazoa, Arthropoda, Insecta, Hymenoptera, Formicidae. Gene Ontology annotation, molecular function: ubiquitin-protein transferase activity. The record is from RefSeq and is a predicted model, not a curated record. The coding region runs from base 875 to 3667 and encodes 930 amino acids.